Phaethon lepturus (White-tailed tropicbird) is the source of this 696-nucleotide messenger RNA. RefSeq names its product protein unc-119 homolog A-like. The transcript has 6 exons. The record is from RefSeq and is a predicted model, not a curated record. Lineage: Eukaryota; Metazoa; Chordata; Aves; Phaethontiformes; Phaethontidae. Gene Ontology annotation, cellular component: centrosome; spindle midzone; intercellular bridge. Bases 1 to 696 code for a protein of 231 amino acids. Gene Ontology annotation, molecular function: lipid binding. Gene Ontology annotation, biological process: positive regulation of protein tyrosine kinase activity; lipoprotein transport; visual perception.
AUGGCCGCCCUGCACCCUCACUCUCAGGGCGUGCGGACCUCACGUGGCAUCACUCUGGCCGGCAUGGAUGGCGCGUGGCUCUUGCUUGUGCGGGGAGAAGCAGAAUCCCAGCUACUGGAUGGAGUACGGUAUGGAUCCAGAGUAGUACCUGGUAAUCUGGGCAGCCUUCAUUUAAGUUUGCUUUCCUCUGCAGAUUAUUUGUGCACUCCAGAGGAAAAUGUUUACAAGAUAGACUUCACCAGGUUCAAAAUCCGGGACAUGGAAUCUGGCACAGUCUUGUUUGAAAUCACCAAACCAGCAACUUCAGAACGUGAACACAAUGACAAGAAGGACAUUGACCCCAAUGCUGGACGGUUUGUACGCUAUCAGUUUACCCCAGCUUUUCUUAGACUUCGGCAAGUGGGAGCCACAGUGGAAUUCACAGUAGGGGACAAACCCAUUAAUAACUUCCGCAUGAUUGAGAGGCACUACUUCCGGGAUCAAUUGCUUAAGAGUUUUGAUUUUGAAUUUGGGUUCUGCAUCCCCAGCAGUAAAAAUACUUGUGAGCACAUCUAUGAAUUCCCACAGCUCUCUGAGGACCUCAUUCGAGAGAUGAUCCUUCAUCCGUAUGAGACGCAGUCGGACAGUUUCUACUUUGUAGACAACAAGCUCGUGAUGCACAACAAGGCAGAUUAUUCAUACAGUGGAGGACCUUGA